GAAGCAAUUUGCCUGAGUGGCAGGGGAACCGGAAGUGGGGGUGCUGGGGCGAGGAAGGACUCACAGAGCGGGGCCGCCGGACUAAGCGAGCAAUAGACACUCCACCCGCCCACGCCGCAGCCGCUUGGGGCCCGGAGGGACCCUCUGCCUGAGUGUAGAAUGAGCCAAGGAGACUCAAACCCAGCAGCCAUUCCACAUGCAGCGGAAGAUAUUCAAGGAGAUAACAGAUGGAUGUCUCAGCACAACAGAUUUGUCCUGGACUGUAAAGACAAAGAGCCUGAUGUGCUAUUUGUGGGGGACUCCAUGGUGCAGUUAAUGCAGCAAUAUGAGAUAUGGCGAGAGCUCUUUUCCCCACUCCAUGCACUGAAUUUUGGAAUUGGGGGAGAUACAACAAGACAUGUUUUGUGGAGGUUAAAGAAUGGAGAACUGGAGAAUAUUAAACCCAAGGUCAUUGUUGUCUGGGUAGGAACAAACAACCAUGAAAAUACAGCAGAAGAAGUAGCAGGCGGAAUCGAGGCCAUCGUACAACUUAUCAACACUAGGCAGCCACAGGCCAAAAUCAUUGUAUUGGGUUUGUUACCUCGAGGUGAGAAGCCCAACCCUUUGAGGCAAAAAAAUGCCAAGGUGAACCAGCUCCUCAAGGUUUCCCUGCCAAAGCUUGCCAAUGUUCAGCUCCUGGAUAUAGAUGGGGGCUUCGUGCACUCGGACGGUGCCAUCUCCUGCCACGACAUGUUUGAUUUUCUGCAUCUCACAGGAGGGGGCUACGCAAAGAUCUGCAAACCCCUCCAUGAACUGAUCAUGCAGUUGUUGGAGGAAACACCUGAGGAGAAACAAACCACCAUUGCCUGACCGCCUCCUGUCAGUGUUAAUUGCAUCCCAGCUUCCUCAGAUCAGUUAUGUCACUGGCACUACAGAAUCCUCUUUCUUAAGGCACUUUGCAUUGUAGAAUGUUCCUGGAUGUUCAUAUCUAGUGUUUGAAAGGGAGGAGGAAUUUAAACUGGUCCUGUACAUAGGUCUGUUUGACCCCGGAGGAAAACUAGUUAAGGAAGAUUGUUGUUUAAAUUCAUUUGAAACCAGAGGGGACUUUUUAGUUACAUGUGUGACACAGUCAUUGAAUUACCACUGUUUUUUCUAGGACAACAUGAAGCCUAAGUACUAAACAGAAUGAAGAUUUCUCUUCUUGGCCUUUGUUUCUGUGGAUUAUGUCAUACAUAAUAAUUAUCAGAAUCACAUGUACUGGGCUUUAAAACAUUUUUUCCCAGUUUUUAAGGAUCAUAAUUUAGCCUUUUGUUUUUAUUUUCCUUUACUCAUAUGUAUUCUUUUUUAAAACCAUUUUUUUAUUGUUACUCUGUGUAUUCUUAAUGUUUUCACACAGCAUCAGAUUGGACAUACUUGUCAUUCAGAUACGGGGAGUGCUGUAGUUCCAAGUGCAUUUGUUCCACUCAGUCUUUUUUGGACUUAGCAGUGAAAUAUAUGUUUUGCCCCUUUUGGGGGAGUCUGUGGAGGGUAUUAUUUUUAUGCUGCUGAAUAUCAUGUCUGUAAUAGACCCAUGCAUGCAGCUUUUCCGUCCUGUUUCUUUUGGUCCUUGUUGACAUGCUUUUAACAUUUUUGAUGUAGGAGCUCUAUCGCUGGAACUGUUGAGUCCCCAGCCAGUUACUCUCAUGAUAUUUCUGAUGUGCGACUCAUUCUUGCAUGUGGUAUUCUGUGCUAUAGAGUCUGUAUAGUGCUAUCCAUAUUCAGAGUUCUGGUUUGUUUUGCUUGUUUUUCCCUUAGAACCUGUUAACAGUUUUUUUUUGGGGGGGGUGGAGAUCAGAACUCUUAUUUUUCAUUCCAUAAGCCUGAUAUUUCAAAUUUUAUAGUAUCUUAAGGUGUAUUUUUUUUUUUUUAUUUUAGUUUUUAAAUUAUAACAGUCCGGAAAAAUUUGGCCUUUUCUAAUGGGGAAACAAGUGAAACUGUUCUUCAGAAUUGACAUUCUACUUGAUCCCACCAUUUUAGUAACAAAGAACUAGAUUUAUUUAAAUUUGAGGAUUCUCCUUAAUAUAGCAUCAUAUCAGAAUUUCUUUCCAGAGAGCUCUGUAUAAUCUUAAUGGUUUGUCCGAGCUACAGUAACUGCCAUUUUAAAAGUAAUGGGACAAAAGAUGGUUUAUUGUUCAAUGUACCUAUGAAAUGUGUACAAACUGGAUCUACAAACAAAUAUUUUAAACUGGACUGGGUAGAUAUUGAAGUAAUCCAUCCAGAUGUGCUCUACAGUGAUUCUGCUUAACAUUCGAGUUCAGUAACUAAGGCAAGUAUUUUAUGUUCUGCUUGCAAGGCAAAUAGCAGUGCUUUGUGUGUUGGAGGGGUGUCCCGAUUUGUGCUAAGAGCCACUUCUGAUUGAAUGGGACAGAACUUGGACUUUUUUUUUUUCUUGUCAAGCGACUUUCUAGGAAUAUUAUUGGUUUUGUUUUUUGUCUUUUUUAAAAAAUACAAACAUUCUUAAUGUAUCAUGUCUUCGUUAACAAGAAAAUACACAUGGUGUUUACUAAACUCAUUUACCAUAUUAAAAUUUUAUUUUUAUUAGCCCAGGUACUUGAAUUUUUCAAGACAGAUUUUUUCUCUUAGCUGGGAUAUAGUUCUAAGGAGAAUAAUUAAUUAACCCACAGUUUGUGUGUGAAAAGACCGUUUUCUAUCCAGGUCUUCUGUUUGUUGGGUGGGAGUGUGGUCCAAACAAACCUGUAGGUUACUCCAGCAUAGGCUUUGAGCUUCUCUUGACUAAGGAUUAAAUAGUCCUUUGUGAGCUGGCCUUCAGCUCCUUUGCUUAUGUGUGUAAACCUGAGGCGUUAUUACAUUUUCUAUCUACCAGAGCUAUGUGAGCAAUAGUAUUUGAACCACUAGUCUUUUAAAUAAAAGUCUGCCCCAUUACUAAUGUGCAGAUGUUGAGUCUGCUUUUAUUUCUUGCCAGCUUUCAUUGCAUUGCUUUAGGCAAAAAGUACUUAACCUGUUUUUCCUUCAUUGACAUCCCAGUUUGCUACAGUGAUAGAACUUAAUGCUUAAUCUCUAUAUUUCUCACUCUCAAUCUCUCGCGCUCUCUCUCUCUCUCUCUAAUAUAUGUGUAUGUGUGUGUGUGUAUACACACACAUACAUGUAUAUAUAAACUUAAUGUAUUCUCCAAGUGAAAUGUCCUUGUCAUUGUGAUGAAGGGGCCAAAUUUCCAGGCAGCUAGGAGAAGUAAUAUUCUGUUACUCUCCCAGCAAAUUUUAAUUCAUUUGUCCACCCAUUCUGGAUAAAUAAGUAGCAGCUGAUGUUGGCGCUACAAGAUUUGUGUGGUGACAUCUUGAAUGUGGCAGGUGAAAGAUGUAUACUGCCAGGGGUGAUCUAGGGCCUGUUGUUUUGCUGCCCUUAAUACUCUAGACUGUCAUGGGCUUAUUUGUACUAUAGCUUUUGUCAAAAACAUGAACCCACCAAAAAGAAAUGUGGAGUAGUUUAUGCUCUGCUGCUAAGAAUUCUGUCUCAUUGUUAAUUCUAACUUUUUUUUUCUUUAAACCUAGCCACUGUUUACAGUUGUAUGCUAAAGUCUGAAAUAUUGUCUGUGCUGUGGUAUAUGGGCACUGCCAACUUUAUAUUUAUUGCAGUGAAGAAACUAAAAAUAUAUGAAAAUGUGGGUGCAUGUGGGAGAAGUGAGUUGGGGGUCUCAAGAAAGGAGGCUUUUUGGGGUGGGAUCUCCCAGGCUUCUCCUUGGUGUUCCUUCUUGGGGAUCACUGCUGCUAGUUGACUGGACCUUCCCAACGGAAGUUUGUGAUUCCGCUUUGGCAAAGUUUCAUUGACUAGUAGAACUCAUUCUGUGUUAGUGUAUAGUUCAAUAUAAAUGUGAACAUUUCAUUUAAA
This is a messenger RNA of Phyllostomus hastatus (greater spear-nosed bat), 3864 nucleotides long. RefSeq names its product platelet activating factor acetylhydrolase 1b catalytic subunit 2 (gene PAFAH1B2). The coding region runs from base 160 to 849 and encodes 229 amino acids. Lineage: Eukaryota; Metazoa; Chordata; Mammalia; Chiroptera; Phyllostomidae. The transcript has 6 exons. The record is from RefSeq and is a predicted model, not a curated record.